AUGAAGUGUGGAGAAAUAGAGCAAGGCAUAAAGAAGACCAGAAGCUUGCCGGCUAAAAUAGCUAUAAUGGUGUGGCCUGAAAACACUUGUUUUGGCACGGGUGACCAUCAGUACACAAUUGUUAUUCAAAAAGUAGGAGAUAAAUACAGAUCUUUCUUGCAUGAUGACACUGAGAAUACCACACAGUGGAGGCAUGGUGGCCCUCCCAACUUCGAUACAGUAAAUCAGCUCUUUGAAGAAGGCCGAACUAAGGAAUGGCCAGAAGGAUCGCUAGAAGUAGUGCAAAAUGCUAUAAAGACAUGGGAUAUGGAAAUCGAACACAAGACUCGCGUACAGGACAGUAUAAGACCAUCAACCCUGACACAUUCAAGCUCAUUGUUAAUGGUGGAUGAAUCUAUGAGGGCAGAAGAUGUAGAAAUUUACUAUGACCCAGCAGAGUUAAUUGGAGGGCUACUGAUCUCACCAUCCCAAUCAGAACCAGAAGACAACACUGUCAACACUGCAACAGCAACACAUGGCUGCCCAUUUUCUAAAAAAAAGUAACUGGACAUGUGAAGACAUUGUGCUACUGCUAGCUAUUGUUUUGUUACUCUUGUUUGUACGAUGAAUCAAUCCACUUGUUUGCUUUUAUUACCAUUUUAUCUA
Messenger RNA from Populus euphratica (Euphrates poplar), 645 nucleotides. Its product is annotated as pathogen-related protein-like. The record is from RefSeq and is a predicted model, not a curated record. The transcript has 4 exons. Lineage: Eukaryota; Viridiplantae; Streptophyta; Magnoliopsida; Malpighiales; Salicaceae. The coding region runs from base 1 to 543 and encodes 180 amino acids.